UUGCCCCUCCUAAACGCCAAAUGGAGUACUUCACUUAGAACAGUCCUGUCCUGUCAGUCAAAAAAAAAAGUAGCCCCCUAUAUUAAUUCAAUUGAUCCUCCAUGCUGGAGCAGCACACCAGCUAACUUGGACUGCUCGGGUAGAUAAGAGUCGACAAAGCAAUGGCACCGCAGCAGGAAGAGGGUGGGUGGCCUCUUGGGCUCCGACCACUUAAUGUUAGAGUUGGGUUAGCCAGAAACCCUGAACUUGAUGGAUCGGUUUCCUUCAACACGUUGCUUACUGGUUCCCCAACUUCCUCCACCGCUUCUUCCUCUGCUCUUGAUACAGAGUCCACAGGUUCUUUCUUUUGUGAUAAGAGCAUCACUCUAGGAAGCCUCAUAGGCAUCUCUGGCUUUCUAGAGCUCUCUCGAAGAUCAACAAGGGGCAGAAUACCUGAUCCACUGAGAGAAAAGAGGAGUAGUUACAAAUCAAAAGCUUGGUUAUUCUCACUUUGCUCAAGGCUGAGCACUGACGCUGUAAGCAUUAAGAACACUCCGUCUCUUGGUCACUUGCUUGAAGCCGAGAGGCUAGCUGCCAGCAUUUACAGGAGGAGUCGGAGCCCCCUAAUUUAUGGGACUGACAAUUUGUCUCGAGUUCCGACUGCAGCAGAUGCCAAUGCGUUGUUUGUCGAAGGCCGUGUUGCUCCUUCUCGAUCAAGUACUCGUAUUGGUCAAGAUUGCGAAAGAAGCUUAGGAGAAGGCUUACUCCAAGAUGAUGCUUAUGGAGCUCCAUUGCUUUUUUCUUGUCUGUGUGGAAGUCUGACACACUAAAUACUCAUUCAGUUCUCUUCCUUCAUGUGCUAUCCAUGUUUCUUACAGCAAACGCAAAUGCCACUCUCAAGAAGGCCAUGUAUCUCUCUACUAGGCUCCGGAGGGACGUCUUUAAUGCUGGAGAUUAUUUUUUUUUUUUGGGGUUAUUUUCUUUUCUUUCUGGGAUGAGAGAUGAUCCAUAUGUACCAAAAACAGAAGAAUAUUGUAGAACCAGAGCUGAUCCACAGCUCAAAAAAGUGGCAUUUGAGGAGUAAAUUUGAUGCUUUGAUCCA
This is a messenger RNA of Coffea arabica (coffee), 1081 nucleotides long. RefSeq lists its product as uncharacterized. The record is from RefSeq and is a predicted model, not a curated record. Lineage: Eukaryota; Viridiplantae; Streptophyta; Magnoliopsida; Gentianales; Rubiaceae.